UUGAGAACUUGCAUGUCUUAGUGAAGUAGGUUCUGAUAAUUUUGUGUGCUGCAGUAAUAUAUGGAUGAAAACUUGUGUUGUUUGAUUUGUUUGACAUGUUGGUGUUGAUUGUGACAGAUGGCUAGGCUAGUAAAUUAGGGGAUAUGUUGUUUGCUUUCAUAUAGAUUUUUUUAUACUUAGUUUUGUUUUGUAUGUUUAUUUUAUUUUAUUUUCUUAAUUUUAAUUUUUUAUUAAAACAAAUAGGCGCAAUAUGGAAAAUGAACGAAUGUCAGUUGAUAGCUUAUCAGUAGAAUACAUAAAAGGGGUUGAUGAGUUUCUUAAAUUUAGUUUGGAUCAUGCCAAAGAUCCAAACUAUAUUUUUUGUCAUUGUAAUAAGUGUGGAUAUAUGAAAAAGAUGACCGCCACAAUGUUAAAAGAACAUUUAUAUUUCCACGGGAUAGACAAUAGUUAUAAAAUAUGGUAUUGACAUGCAUGCAUCCUCACAUGCUUGUUAAUAAUAGAUCAAUUAAUAUACUUUAUAUCUAAUUAUUACUACACUUAUUUUCAAAAACUAGAAUUAGCAUCUAUAAAGAACAAAUUACUUUCAAUAUUUCUCAUCAAUCAAAGUACUAACCCAUUCUUCUUGAGUCCUUUAUUGUACAAUAAUCUGAAAGAAUAUGGCUUAUUCUAGGGCUCAGGUAUCCACUGCUCUCUUUCUCUACCUCAACUUGGUGUUCUUGACCAUGGUUAGCUCCACUAAUAUCCCAUUAAUACCUGCUGGCCCUACUCUUAACUCUAAGUGUUCAUUGGACACUCUUAAGUUGGGAGUGUGUGCAAACUUGUUGAAUGACUUGGUGCACGUUGUUGUUGGGACCCCACCCAAGACCCCUUGUUGCACUCUCAUCCGAGAUUUGGUUGAUCUUGAAGCUGUUGUUUGCCUUUGCACUACUAUUAAUGCUAACGUUUUGAGCAUCAUUCUCAAUAUUCAAAUUUCAUUGAGCUUGCUUCUAAACAAUUGCGGCAAAUGUGUUCCAUCAGGCUUCCAAUGUAUUUUAAAAUAUUUGAAUUUCAUUUAUUUUCCAAAUAAUACUUCUGAUUAUGUAUUUUGUCUUUAUUAGUUGUUUGGUUUUCACUGCCUGUAAUGUUGUCACUAUGUUUGUAUAUAUUGG
This is a messenger RNA of Humulus lupulus (European hop), 1148 nucleotides long. RefSeq names its product 14 kDa proline-rich protein DC2.15-like. The coding region runs from base 657 to 1097 and encodes 146 amino acids. NCBI's taxonomy places the organism in Eukaryota, Viridiplantae, Streptophyta, Magnoliopsida, Rosales, Cannabaceae. The record is from RefSeq and is a predicted model, not a curated record. The transcript has a single exon.